CCUUAAUCUCGAGUCCGGCAGGCCCUCGGCCAGCCCCAGCCGCCGCCACCGCCGCCGCCGCCGUCCUCCAUGGCCGACGACCGAGUAGCCGGCGGCGCAACCCCGCCGCCACCUCCUCCUCCCCCUCCUCUCGACGCCUCCGCGUUCACGCACACCCCGUACUACUGUGAAGAAAAUGUUCACUUGCUAUGUAAGGAACUCAUUAGAAGUGGAAUUUCUGAUCCUGCUGGCACCAACUUAUAUGCUGUUUUCAUAUCAAAUGAGGAAAAGAAGGUUCCUCUCUGGUAUCAGAAAGCAAGUCAUAGCGGUGAUGGUUUUGUCCUGUGGGAUUAUCAUGUAAUUUGUAUCCAGUCUAGGCGAAAAAAUGGAGAAGUACUUGAUCUUGUUUGGGAUUUGGACUCCAGCCUUCCUUUCCCAUGUUCAUUCAUCCAGUACGUUUCUGAUGCCAUACGACCAUUAUCAUUUGGCAACUCUACCUACAGGAGGCUUUUCCGUGUGAUUCAUGCUCCUGUAUUUCUUCGAUCAUUUGCAUCUGAUAGAAGCCACAUGAAGGAUCAUGCAGGGAAUUGGAUUCAGUUGCCCCCAAAGUAUGAAUCAAUUGUUGCAGAAGAUGGAACCACCAAUAAUCUGAAUGAGUACAUUACGAUGUCUAUGGAUGAUGUGAAGGACCUGGAAAGUAUGGCUGAUGAUGUCUACUCCAGCAAACAUGGUGUGGUGAUAAAUGAAACUAUCCUGCCUGAAUUCUUCUCUCGCUUGCCUGGAUGACUCAACAGGAGCUAUCUAUCCCGAUUCAUGAAGCUAUUUUGUUGUCCAAUGAGAUUUAUGAACCAAGUCCAGAGUUAAAAUGAUGUUGUCCAAGCAAUUGUUAACACAAUGUUUACACAGUUUUGCUUGCUGAGUAAAUCACACUUGCAAUGAUCAAAUUGCCGGCAGAGGCGUUGUCCGAAUUAUUGAA
Molecule: messenger RNA, 955 nt
Organism: Oryza sativa Japonica Group (Japanese rice)
Lineage: Eukaryota; Viridiplantae; Streptophyta; Magnoliopsida; Poales; Poaceae
Source: RefSeq, a predicted model, not a curated record